UAGAAAAUGAAGCCACUUUACCUUCUAAAUGCACACUGCCGUAGAUUAAAAAGUGUUCUAAUGAAACAAGACUCCUUUCCAGCAUUUUUGUCAACGUCUUGCCAAGCCCUGAGCAAGAAAAAAAAGGUGAACGGUUAUGAGGACAUUAACCAGGAGAAGUAUGCAAGUUUGGUUCGGACAGUAACAACCUCCAAAUACAGACACCAGACUCCCGAUAAAAUAUUUGAAGAAGACAGCUUCUUAUACGGCAAAGUAGUGAAAACAAAGUCUUCACAGAAAACCUCUGAACCUAAAGUUCCCAAGAAACUAUUUCCACUCAGUAACCCCAACAAAGUAAUUUUAUCGGUGGAGAAGACAGAUCCUAGCAUACCCCUGAAAAUCAGUUUGCCAUCUAGGAGCCAAAUGACAAAUGGUAAUGUGCCUAGUGUCACUCGAAUUCUUCAGCAGACCAUGCCGAUGGAGCAGGCGUUUUACCUGGAGAGGUGGAAGCAAAGAAUGAUCAUGGAAUUGGGAGAAGAAGGCUUCAUUGAAUAUACUGCAGCUCUCUUUUCACAGGGCAAACUUUUCCAUGUACAAUUAGAAGAGCUCCUUCUGUCCCAAGAAGACUUCGGCAUAAAACAAGAAGAGCUGUCUGGAUAUCUAGCCAGUGUCCAGCAUGUAUUGGGAGACAUUGUUGGUGUAAAGUCACUGGAAAGUGCUGUCUGUCACUCUGAGCUCGGCUACUUGGGUCUUGUAGACUGUGUGGCUAAAUACAGGGACAAGCUAUGUGUGAUAGAUUGGAAGACAUCAGAGAAACCCAAACCACAAUUAAGAGACACCUUUGACAAUCCACUCCAGGUUGCUGCAUAUAUUGGUGCAAUAAAUCACGACAAUAAUUAUAACUUUCAGGUUGAUUAUGGGUUGAUUGUAGUGGCGUACAAAGAUGGAUCCCCUGCCCAUCCACACUUUAUGGAUCCCGAUCUCUGCUUGCACUACUGGAACAAGUGGUUACUGCGUUUAGAAGAGUACAUAGAGAAGAAAGAGGGAAAACAAUAGCAAUGAUAUUGCUAGGUUGACAAUAAUUGCUUAGUCUAUAGGAGUGUGAAAAUAAUUAAUCAUUCCUCACUUGCAGUCCCUUUAUUAUGUGCUCUAAUGUUAAAAUGACAUUCUGUGUGCCAAAACCACUUCACCUUUCUGAAUUGGUUAUGGUGCCCGGAGUCCAUUAGUGCCAUCCCAUUAUUCAGUAUUAAACCAAUUACAAACUGUUUAACAGUAAAUAAGUGUUCGUGGCUACCAGCACCCUGGCUGCUGCUUGGGCCUUCCCCUUUCAGUCCAAGUAAUAAUAAGGCAACUUUGCUGGUAUGACUAAUAAUACAGAGUCACUCCACAUUAGCCCUCAUUCAAUGUCACAAUUAUUGAAAUUGGUUCAACACCGAACAGUCAAACAGAGGCAGGAGACUCCAGGCACCAUAAACACUUAACUGAUAUGAAGUGGUUAUGGUAGGUACCAAGAGCAUGCUUUUGAUGGAUUAUCUGUUUACAAACGAGUUAUGGGCCAAAGUGAAUCUCUCUAUACGUAGAGCCAAAAUAUGAAAUGUGUUGCCAAUUAGAUGGUAAUAAUGUUGAAUGCUAACUGUUUUGUCAAAAAAAAAAAAAAAAGGUAGAGGGGUUUCAGACAUUAAUUGAUACAAGGGAACUUUGUUUAAUUUUGUUUUACAUGUGCUGCGGUUACAAAUUCUAAUUGUUGUAGUUAUUUACAGUUGAUUAAUUAUUUGCAGAAAGUAAUUUUAGAAAUAAGUAAUUUUAUUUACUGUUAUAAUACAAUUGAGUGGGGCUGGUUCCUCAUGUUAGUAGGAAGAGCUAUAUUUAUAAUGAGGAGUUAAGUUGGACGUGCCCACAGUUGUUAAGAAGACCUGGGUAAAAGUAAAAAAUAUUUGGAAGUUUCAAAAUACCCUAUGCCUUAAUGUAAUAUUGCAAUUAUUAUAGGUCUCUCCCCAAUGCAUUCAUUCUGCGGCAAUAGUUAUAUUUUGCAUUUUUAUUCUUAGUGGGUAAUACACACUCCUUCCACUCGUAAUAAUAUCUGCUUGAUCUAAUAUCAUGUAAAUUGGACAUAUAUUAAAGAUGAAAAUAUAAUUCAUAUUUUUCUUGUAACAAGAAAGUGGCUACAUGUA
Messenger RNA from Pelobates fuscus (common spadefoot toad), 2150 nucleotides. RefSeq names its product mitochondrial genome maintenance exonuclease 1 (gene MGME1). The transcript is spliced from 4 exons. The coding region runs from base 7 to 1035 and encodes 342 amino acids. NCBI's taxonomy places the organism in Eukaryota, Metazoa, Chordata, Amphibia, Anura, Pelobatidae. Gene Ontology annotation, cellular component: mitochondrion. Gene Ontology annotation, molecular function: single-stranded DNA exodeoxyribonuclease activity. Gene Ontology annotation, biological process: mitochondrial DNA replication. The record is from RefSeq and is a predicted model, not a curated record.